Plutella xylostella (diamondback moth) is the source of this 1660-nucleotide messenger RNA. Its product is annotated as putative nuclease HARBI1. NCBI's taxonomy places the organism in Eukaryota, Metazoa, Arthropoda, Insecta, Lepidoptera, Plutellidae. The record is from RefSeq and is a predicted model, not a curated record.
CGGGGUUAUUUUCUAUCUCGUUGAUAACUCUCUUCACCGUGAUCUUACUGUCAAAAAGCAAAUUUUGACACUAUUCGUAUUGUGUAUGUUCGGUUGGGGUGGAAUAAUGACGUCAUAAUUGGUAUGGGCUUCAAUACCCACCGGCCGCCAUCUUGUUAAAAUUUUGUAUGCGAAUAUUUUAUCGAAACCCGAGAUUGGUAUUUUGUAUCGGAUAGUUGGAAUCAUUAGUACUAAUUUGGGUUGGCCAACCGUCUUGUCUUGGGCAACUAGUAAAUAGUAGCUUUUAAACCAUAGAGUCACCAUGGAAUGUAGAAAAUAACGUUUUUUUUUUAAUUGUGUGGUUUUACUCUAGCUGCCUGUGACACUGAAGAUUCUUGUGAUCUUUCAUACUUGCAAAUUUUUGGUAUAAUUAGUAAAUAACUGAAAUGGCACGAGCUUUUUUAUUAGCUGAAGCUGAAGAGGAGCGGCAGGCCGCCGAAUUAAAUAUAUUGAGGCGUCGUCUACGGGAUAUGAGCAAUCCAAUGGAGCUGCCAGAAGACGAGUUUGUUGGGCAAUUUAGGCUGACAAAGCAUAUAUUUGCCAUGGUGUUAACAGAAAUUACGCCAAUAUUGCCUCCAGUAGAGAGAGUUACAGCAGUGCGUAACGAAUUAAAACUUCUGGCUGCGCUCUCAUUUUACGCUCAUGGUUCUUACCAAAAAACUGCUGGAGCCUCACACUGGCAUUGUAUGUCGCAGCCGACAUUCAGCAAAUGCUUGGAUGAGGUAACACUUGCCCUGAACAACAUAAAUAUAUUGAAAAAAUUUAUAAAGUUCCCAUCAACAGAAGGCGAAAGGGAACUUUUAAUGAGGCGAUUUAUGGAAAAGUUCCAUUUUCCAGGAGUUUUAGGAUGCAUUGAUGGCACGCAUGUUGCGAUAAUUCGGCCAAAGGAGCAUGAGGAAACAUUUUUAAACAGAAAAAAUUAUCAUUCCUUGAAUGUGCUCAUUAUAUGUGAUGCAGAUUUAAAUAUUAUGCACCUUGAUGCAGCAUUUGGAGGAGCGGCACAUGAUAGUUUUGUGUGGAACCAGAGCCCAAUAAAAACUCUUAUGGAGGACCUCAAUAGAAAUGGCAGCGUAUGUUGGUUUUUGGGGGACUCUGGUUAUGCUCUACGCCCAUGGAUGCUAACACCCAUCCUCAAUGCAGCUGUAGGAUCCCCAGAAGAACACUACACGGAUAUGCACUGCCAUGUCAGAAAUACUGUGGAGCGGUGCAUUGGGGUCCUUAAAGCACGCUGGAGAUGUUUGCUGGCACACCGUGUGCUUCACUAUGAGCCCACCAAAGCUGCAAAAAUUGUAAAUGCCUGCUGUGUGCUACACAACAUAGCAAAUGCACACAAUUUACCAGUGCCCGACGACUUGCCUGCUGCUGGUGACAUUCGGCAGCAGCAUAAUAAUAUUGGUAAUGUGGCUAAUGGUGCUGCUGAUGCAGAUGCAGGGCGCAUGAGGGCCAACCUCGUCCAGAGGCUGUGGAUUUCAAGAAAUCCUUAAAAGGCGGUUGCAUUAUUCUAUUCUAUUCUCUGUGGGGGUGUAAGUACCUGCACCUGGCUCUCUCGAGUGGAAUCUUUGUGCAUAUCCCCAAGGUCUAAAACUGCCUUUCUAAGCUUGGACCAUUUCCCACCAUGCUG